UGUACCUGUGUGUUUUGAGAGAAUCGCUCUCGGUAAGUUUUUUUCCCCCGAUUCGUGAUUGAACUACUUUUAUUUUCAGUAUUUUUGCUUGUUGCUACAAGUGAGUGAAAAACUUUUUUAAUUUAUGUUUUUAUAUAUUAUAAUGAUGUCGGCAUUAUAGUUAUUAUUGUUUUAUAAUUGUACAUAAUAUAUUUAUAAAUAAUAUUCUAAAUAUCGUCUAUGCGCGACGCGCGUUGACGAGAGUUUAGAAUUUUAAUCAUCACUCAGCGGACGAGAACGACCCUGAAUCAAACGGAACAAUAUAUAACUGCUGUUUGAUACGAUUACGUCGUUCGUCUCAAAUCAUUAUUCCCAAUCCCGUUUGGAUAACCAGAUUUAAUAUAAUGGCUUCAACAUCAACUUCUGAAAUGAAAAUAGAUAAUGUUCAUGGAGAAAUUGACAUUUGGUCUGUAGGCAAAUGUGUAAUUUGUAAUAAGGAGUUAACUGGCGAGUCAAAAAUGUUGGAAUGUUUGCAUUUUAUUUGUAAAGAUUGCAUAGCAAAGGAGAACUUUGAUUCAGGCGUGAAAUGCAAAUGUCUAACAGUCACAAAAGACCAACUGAUUGACUAUCAUAUUGGAUCAUCAAAUUUAAAUAUCAACAAAGAUCAUAAUCCAAAUGCGCUGAUAACUUAUCCAAUAGUGGAAGAAUUCCCUAUAUGUCCUACUUGUACAAAUACGCAUGCAGAUGUUUACUGUAUUCAAUGUUCAAUUAUGUUGUGUCAAUUCUGUCAUUCAGAAUCCCAUCCACUUCAUAACUAUAAAGUUCUUAAAAAGUAUCCGAAAGAAAUAAAUUCGAAUGUUUUUCUAGAAAACUUCAAAUUGGAAUUGAAUAACAAAAAUCUUGAUAUUUCUAUAAAAGAAACAGAAAAGCAAAUUGAAAAUUUUAAAAUUCAAAAAACAGCUAUUUAUGAAGAAAUUGAUAAAGAAACAGAAAAAUUACAUAAUGAAAUAAAUAAACGCGCAUUUGAGCUGAAAUAUUUAGUUGACAAUUGUUUUUUAGACACAGUUGGUGAAACUUACAAAAAUAUACAAACAUUUAAGGAUUUACAAAACAAAAAUAAAUAUUAUACUGAAAUUACAAAAUCGGUAUUGAACGACAACAAUCUAUCUGACAUUUUAAAUGUUUCAAGGGUUGUAUUACCUAAGCUAAAAAAUAUUAACAAUAAUAUCAUAAAUAUAUCAGAGGUGACAUCAAAGAGAGAAAUUGAUUUGAAAAAUAAUUUUGAAGAAACUAUGAACAAUUGCAUUUCGACUAUCAAAGAACUUGGAAAUAUAAUUACAUCACCAGUUUUCAGUUUAUCAAAAACAAAAAAUAUAAAUACAUCGAAAAAUGUUGGCCAAACUUUAGUAAAUCUGCAGAUACUGUCCAAAAAACCAAAAAUGAAAUUUCCAUUUCAAUAUACAGAGGAAGAAUUUAAAACUAAUAGUUAUUUCAAUAAUAUGGAUAUUGAAAAUAUGGACCGCAAACCAAUUGAACCAUGGUUUGAUUUAGAAUGUGUUUGUUGUUUUCAAUUAGGUGAAAAAUUAAUUAAAUGCGAUAACUGCAAUAGGAGUUAUCAUCAUCAUUGCCAUGUACCUACGCCUCCUGAUGAGAUGCCUAUUGAGGAGUUAGAUUAUCCAUUACUGUCAUUUCCGAAAUAUUGGAAAUGUACAAUGUGUAAAAGUUUAAAAUUUACCUUUCCCGCGGAUUUGGAACUUCAGGAAUUAAACUUUUCUGGUGUUUUAAUUGGUGAACCUGGACGUAUGAUUAUUGAGCGUAUAUUAAUGGAACUUUUGUGUGAAAGUUAUAAUAGUAUUUAUUUUAGAGAAUGUCCUUGUAAGAAAGUAUAUGCAACAUUUUACGAGAAGAUUUCUAAUCCAAUAUCUUUGAAUAUAAUUAAGAACCGUUUAGAAUCGAAUACAUAUUAUACAACACUCGCUCACGUUAUUGAUGAUUUAAAACAAGUUUUUUUAGAUGCAAUGAUGUUUUUCCAUCCUACUGAUGGUUAUUAUACUUCAGCCAAUCUCCUUUUACAUUCAUUAAAUACAUUGAUCUCCAAAUGGAUACCAGACUUCGAUGCUGAAAAAAAAUUGAUGUUGUAUACAUAAUUAAAUUGGAAUUAAAUGAUUUAAUAAAAGUGAAAACACUAAUGUGAUUGUACUGGUAUUUCAAUUUUUAAGUUGUGAUAAGUUAUAACACAAAUUAACUUUAAUAUUAUAUCAUAAAUAUAUUAAUAUUUGAUUAAAAUCAAAUUGAGUGCCAAAUGUAUUGUUUACUAAAUUAGGUAGAUUUUUUUUUUUGUUAGAGGAAACAUUUCACUAAACUUUUCUUUCAAUAUAAUACAAAAUUAUUCUUUAU
Aphis gossypii (cotton aphid) is the source of this 2376-nucleotide messenger RNA. RefSeq lists its product as uncharacterized. The record is from RefSeq and is a predicted model, not a curated record. Gene Ontology annotation, molecular function: DNA-binding transcription factor activity, RNA polymerase II-specific; protein binding; zinc ion binding. NCBI's taxonomy places the organism in Eukaryota, Metazoa, Arthropoda, Insecta, Hemiptera, Aphididae. The transcript is spliced from 13 exons. The coding region runs from base 384 to 2126 and encodes 580 amino acids. Gene Ontology annotation, biological process: regulation of transcription by RNA polymerase II. Gene Ontology annotation, cellular component: nucleus.